Fragaria vesca subsp. vesca is the source of this 1085-nucleotide messenger RNA. RefSeq names its product cullin-1-like. Gene Ontology annotation, cellular component: cullin-RING ubiquitin ligase complex. The transcript has 9 exons. The record is from RefSeq and is a predicted model, not a curated record. Bases 77 to 1012 code for a protein of 311 amino acids. Gene Ontology annotation, molecular function: ubiquitin protein ligase binding. NCBI's taxonomy places the organism in Eukaryota, Viridiplantae, Streptophyta, Magnoliopsida, Rosales, Rosaceae. Gene Ontology annotation, biological process: ubiquitin-dependent protein catabolic process; protein ubiquitination.
CUCCAUCUUUGAGCUCUUCCAAAAUCGAAAACCUGGGUCUUCUUCGCCGCACCCAAUUCUUGAAGAAGCGGCAAAGAUGAAUAGAUCUAUGAAAGUUGAGGAAGGGUUAAUGAUUAUAGACGAGGCAAUUCAGAAAGUAAAGAAGAUUGUGGAAGGAUUUCCAGAGACCAAGUUCACCACAGAAGAAUAUAUGAAGUACCAUGCAUGUGUUUAUAUUAUGUGUGAUAAGCCUUUGGCUGGAAAUGAGGCAUUGCUAUAUGGAAAAUUUAAGAAGGGCUUGGAAGACAUCAUCAUCUCCUCGGUACUCCCCUCAUUGGUAGCCAAAGAAAACGAGUUUCUGUUGAAGGAGUUUGUACACAUGUGGUCAAAUUACAAGAUAAUGGUGAGGUGGCUAUGUAGAUUCUUUGAAUACCUUGACCGCUAUUAUAUCCCCCGUCAUGGUCUUGUCUCAUUGACUGAAGCCUCAAUUGAUUGCUUUUGUAAUCUGGUCUUCAGUGGGUUGGCUAACAGAAUUCAGUUAGCUGCAACGUCUCUGAUUAAUCAAGAGCGUUAUGGACAGCUGAUUGAUGGAAAGCUGCUUCAAGAUGUCAUGGGUAUCUUUAUGGAAAUCGGUCAAAAUGGAUCGCCAUCAUACUAUGAAACCAUUGAGCGGGCUAUGCUGGGAGAAACUGCCAAUUUCUAUUCCCGAUUAUCUUCAGAGUUGCUUUUGUGUGAUUCAUUGACCGAUUAUAUCCAGAAGGUGAACUGGUGCAUUUUGCAGGAGAAAGAAAGAGCUGACCACUAUCUACAUCCCACAUCUGUGGUUAAAUUAUUACAGGUUGUGCGCUUCCAGUUGCUGGAUCUGAAUGCAAAUAAAUUGCUUGAGAAGCAGAAGUCUGAAAACUGCAGUCAACUGGAUUAUCAGGAGAUAUUGUCCAAGUGUGCCUGCUUAAAUUUCGGAGAGGACAGCUCUACAUCUACACUGGUGGAAAGUCUAUGUUCUUCAAUGGCACAAUCAGCUCAUAUUCAUUAAUUUUACCCAGAUUUUCUAAGAAAAAUUCACUUCCGUUUAUAUUUUGGGCAGAGAUCAAAUGACCCUGAUUCAU